UCCAUCCAGGGGAGAAAACGCAAGAAAGAGGAGUAGCACCGGGCAGAGGUUAAAGAGGAAAAGGGGGAACCUUCAACGCUCCACUGGAGUAAAAUUACGUUUUCGGAGGAGAUAAGAGCGGCAUUCACCAGCGCUUUCUUUACGGCUGAUCUUUGGCUGAUUAGGAUGAUUCUUUCCUGAGUCCCUCUCUAACGGCCCCCCCCCCCACCCCCAUUGUCCUCUUCAGUAUCCUAACCCACGCCACUGCAGCCAUCAUGAACCACACCCCAAGUCCCCACCUGUCCGAAAGUGGGAAGUCAGCUGGAGGGGGCCUGAUGUGCAGCCUUGGUCUGGGGUCUGAAAGGGGGAUCCGUUCUCCAGACAGUCUCACCCACACCCCCAGCCCCACUGGAGGAACCCCCAGCUCUAGCCCCCCGCUGCUGCUCUCCCCGGGCCUCGGAGGCCUUGGGCUGGGUUCCUUGGGGGCCAUGUGUGAGGGAGCUGGGGCUGACUGGGAGAGCAGGGAGGAGCUGAGGCUCAGGGAGCUGGAGGAAGCUCGAGCCCGAGCAGCUCAGAUGGAGAAAACCAUGAGGUGGUGGUCAGACUGCACCGCCAACUGGAGAGAGAAGUGGAGCAAGGUUCGUGCAGAGCGUAACCGUGCACGUGAUGAGGUGCGUCAGCUGAGGCAGCGUCUGGACACCCUCACCAAGGAGCUGACCAGUGUUCGACGGGAGCGGCAGGAACUGGCCUCAGAGAACGAGACACUACGGCAGGAGACCCUGCGCCUUCGUGGUGACUUCACGGCUCCUCCUCCAUCUGCCACUUCGCCGUUAUCCUCCCCUGCACACCCAUCCUCCUUCUCCUCUCCAUCCAUCCCUCCGUCUUCCCCUGCUUCCUCCUCCUCCUCGCAGGUCCACACUGAAGGCAAACUGGACAGGGUGGGGGAGGGACCCCCAGGAUCUCCGGAGCCAGAACCAGUUAGAGACGUGGACUUGGACAGACAAAAGAUGGGUCAACAAAAGAACCUGGAGGCUCUAGAGUCGGCCCUCGGUUCGGGGGCUCAGGAAGAAGACACUCCACAGGCCUGGGAGAGUCGUGGUGGUGUUAACCUGCCCAGCUCACGCUCAUCCACGAGUUUAAGCCGACAGGAGCGCAGCAGACAGCUAUGGGAGGACAUCAGCGCAGUGGAGGAAGAUUCCAGUAAACUCAAUGCCCUGCAGCUCCGGUUGGAUGAGUCCCAGAAAGUCCUCCUGAAAGAGAGAGAAGACAAGCUGGCACUGAGUAAGAGCAUCGAGAGGCUUGAGGCUGAACUCAGUCAGUGGAAACUUAAAUAUGAGGAGCUCAGCAAGAGCAAACAAGAGGCGCUCAAACAGCUGAACCUGCUGAAGGAAAUUCAUCAGGAUGAACUCGGCCGUAUAUCUGAAGACUUGGAAGAUGAACUGGGGGCCCGAACCAGUAUGGACAAGAAACUUGCCGAACUACGAGCAGAGAUGGAGAGGCUGCAGGUGGAGAAUGCUGCAGAGUGGGGUCGAAGGGAGCGUUUGGAAACAGAGAAACUGGCCUUGGAGAGGGACAAUAAGAAGCUGAGGGCUCAGGCUGAGGACCUGGAGGAGCAACUGGCAAAAAAACGCAGACAGGCCGCCUCUGCACUUGACACCGACCUCAAAGCGAUCCAGACUGAGCUGUUUGAAAGAAACAAGGAGCUGGCUGACCUUCGCCACAUUCACUCCAAACUAAAGAAGCAGCUCCAGGAGAAGACAGCAGAGCUCGCCCACGCCAACCGGAGGGUGGAAAGCCAUGAGGCCGAGGUCAAAAAACUACGACUGAGGGUGGAGGAGCUGAAGAAGGAGUUAGGACAGGCUGAAGAUGAGCUGGAUGAGUCUCACAACCAGACCAGGAAGCUUCAGAGGUCUCUGGAUGAGCAGGUGGAACAGACGGAGAACCUGCAGGUGCAACUGGAACACUUGCAGUCAAGAUUGCGACGUCAGCAGCAAAGUCCGGCUCUGUUUGGGAAGAUCCGAUCAGCUCGGUUCGGUCCUGAAAACCCAGAUGGUCCCGCCAGUGACAUGGAUGAGGAAGAGGAGGAACUGCAGCUCCAGAUUCCAUGACACCAGUUAAACAGGAUCGUUUUUUUAAAUGAACCUCAGCCGUCAUGAGAGGAGGAUUGUUGCCCUUUGGAUCUUCUGUAAGGGAAUCUUUUUGCUGCAGAUUACAGCACUGCCUUCAUUUUGACCAGCAAGUGUUUGAAGGACAAACCCAACUUUUGAGGAAUUAUUUACCCAAAGUCACAUUUCAAGGUCAAUACCACUCUUGAGUGAGUUUUUCACUUCUUUUGGGGGUGGAUGUGUUAAACGCUGUCCUCAUAAUUGAAUGCUAUCUAUGUUAAUGCUCCAAAUAUGAUUGAAAAAAGAUUUACAAUUAAUGUUUAAUGAGAAAAUAACUAGGGAUUAAGAGAAAUCACACGGUUGUUAUAAUCUGGAGUUUAAAUAUGAAAGUUCAUGUGACAAAUUCUCCUCCCAGCAGUGAUAUGACAACACACCUAAUCCCUCAGCAGAAUCCACACCUUCUCACUCUCACACACGCUCAGACUGACACAUUCUUGGAUGUUCUUUCUAAACCGACACGGUAACAAGAUGAAACCAGCAGGAGUGUGACAGACUUUGACAAUGUAAUGCUGAACGAAAGGAUCUUUUUUGAACUUCCACAAAUUACUGGCAGAGGCGUCAUCCUUUCACUGUACUCACUCAUUCUUACCUCAUAUCAUCUCAAGCAUUACAGCUGUCCUGUCUGAACUGUGCUACUGCAUUCAGAGGAUCCAACCUCAGCCCAGCAUCUUCAUUCCCAGUAUUAAUGCUGUUCUCAUAGCUGUCAGCUCUGAGGAAAAGUGGUUUUAAAUUUAUUAUGAGGGAAUAUAUUUGUUCUAGGGAAUGACAUGUAAUGCCAAGGUCAGACUGCACUAUGUUUUUGUUGUUACAAUGGUCGCUGUCAGAUCAGACAUCACAGAGCCGUACAUUUAUGCCAUAAUUUGACCAACAGGCAUGACAGACUACACGUAAGAACCUGACCAAUCAUCAUGAUGGACAUGAUGGAAGGGACAGGUCUCCAUUAUAAAUAAACAUACUGUAUUUACAGGA
Molecule: messenger RNA, 3113 nt
Organism: Cheilinus undulatus (humphead wrasse)
Lineage: Eukaryota; Metazoa; Chordata; Actinopteri; Labriformes; Labridae
Gene: ccdc102a
Product: coiled-coil domain containing 102A
Exons: 10
Coding region: 255-2087 (610 amino acids)
Cellular component (GO): myosin complex
Source: RefSeq, a predicted model, not a curated record